AUGUCGGAGCAAGGGCGCAUCGUCGGACCGAUCACGACCACCGCGGCGGCGAGAUGGAAGGAGCUCCAUGGCGAGCGGUCGUGGGACGGGCUGCUGCGGCCGCUGGACCUGGACCUGAGGCGCACGUUGAUCUGGUACGGUGAGAUGGCGCAGGCAACGUACGACGCGUUCAACCACGAGAGGCACUCGCCGCACGCCGGACUCUCGAGGUUCGGCAGGAAGCGCUUCUUCGAGCGCGUGAUGCUGCCGGGCCACGCCGCCGCGUACCGGGUCACCAGGUUCCUGUACGCCACGUCCUCCGCCCCCGCCGCUCCGGCCGCCGCGUUCGUGAGGGGCCGCCAUCCGCGGCACCGGUGCAAGGAUUCCAACUGGAUCGGGUACGUAGCGGUGGCCACUGAUGCAGGGAAGGCGGUGCUCAGUCGCCGGGACGUGGUCGUCGCGUGGCGCGGCACCAUCCAGGCGCUGGAGUGGGUCGACGACCUCGAGUUCGCCAUGGUGCAUCCCAAGGGCAUCCUUGGCGACGCCGCCGGUGCCGACGCCAUGGUGCACCGCGGCUGGUUCUCCAUCUACACCUCCACCGACCCGGCCUCCACCCACAACAAGGACAACGCGAGAAGCCAGGUGCUGGCUGAGGUGCGGAAGCUGGUGGACAUGUACAAGGACGAGGAGGUGAGCAUCACGGUGACCGGGCACAGCCUCGGAGCGGCGCUGGCCACCCUGAACGCUUUCGACAUCGUCGAAAACGGCUACAACUGCAUGGCCUCGGCGACGUUCCCGGUUACAGCGUUUGCGUUCGCCAGCCCGCGCGUGGGCGGCGCCGGCUUCAAGAAGCGGUUUGACGCAGCGGCCGCGGCCGUCGGCCUCCGCGUCCUGCGCGUCCGCAACGCCCGGGACAUCGUGCCCAAGUACCCGGCGCUGCUGUACCACGACGUGGGCUCCGAACUGGCCAUCGACACCGGCGCGUCGCCGUACCUGAGGGCGACCGGGGACAAGCGCGUGUGGCACAACCUGGAGUGCUACCUGCACGGUGUGGCGGGCGCGCCGACGGCGGCCGGAGGGGCGUUCGAAAUCGUGGUGGAGCGGGACGUGGCGCUGGUGAACAAGUUGUACGAUGCGCUGAGAGAGGAGCACGGGGUGCCUGCGGGGUGGUGGGUGCCGUGGAACAAGGGCAUGGUGAAGGGGGACGACGGACGCUGGAGGCUGGUGGACUGCGAAGACGAGGAUGGGGAGGACGCCGUCGUGCCACCGGUGAACAAGUGA
Molecule: messenger RNA, 1260 nt
Organism: Aegilops tauschii subsp. strangulata
Lineage: Eukaryota; Viridiplantae; Streptophyta; Magnoliopsida; Poales; Poaceae
Product: phospholipase A1-II 6-like
Biological process (GO): lipid metabolic process
Molecular function (GO): glycerophospholipid phospholipase A1 activity
Source: RefSeq, a predicted model, not a curated record